Messenger RNA from Lasiodiplodia theobromae, 624 nucleotides. RefSeq lists its product as uncharacterized. The transcript has a single exon. The record is from RefSeq and is a predicted model, not a curated record. Bases 1 to 624 code for a protein of 207 amino acids. Lineage: Eukaryota; Fungi; Ascomycota; Dothideomycetes; Botryosphaeriales; Botryosphaeriaceae.
AUGAGCAUCCUGAGCAGCCGCCCCUACCUCACCGCCUUCCUCACCCUCUUCGCCCUCACCAGCUACUACUACUACACCGCCACCUGCGUCACAUCCACCAAAAACACCAUCACCAUGGCCGCCACCCCCGACCUCCUCUCCCACCUCCACGUCUCCGCCACUCAAUCCUCCACCAACCCCCCCAUCCUCACCCUCACCCUCAAAAACACCCACCCCUCCACCGCCAUCACCCUGCUCAACUGGGAAUCCCCGCUCGACCCCCUCGCCCUCCAGCUCGGCCUCGUCUCCGUCUACCCACUUGAGGGGGACGAGCCCCUCCCGCUGGCCACUAUCCAGGUCAGCCGCAAGUUGCCGCCCGGCCGCGACCAGCUCGUCGCGCUGCAGCCCGGCGAGAGCAGGGCGCAGGAGGUCACGCUGCGCGAGCCCGUCGUGCCGUUUAAGAAGGUGGCGGAGGGGCCGGACGGGAAGAAGAAGGUGCGGGUUGUGUGUCGGGGCAGGUGGAAGGCGGUGUGGGUGGCGGCGGGUGUGGAGGAGGUGGGGGACAGUGCGUUGGAGAAGAUGGAGGCGGAUGAGGGGGCGGUGGGGGGGCAGUGGGAGGCGGAGGGGGUGGAGGUGGAGGUUUGA